AUGCCAAUACAGAAAUUCAUGAUGAAGACGGCCCAGGGAGGGGGCCACCGCACCUUACUGUACGGACACGCUGUUCUGCUACGACACUCCUACAGCGGCAUGUACCUCUGUUGCCUAGGUACCUCCCGAUCCUCAACCGACAAACUGGCGUUUGAUGUUGGACUGCAGGAAGACACAACAGGAGAAGCUUGUUGGUGGACCAUCCACCCUGCCUCCAAGCAGAGGUCAGAGGGAGAGAAGGUCCGAGUCGGGGAUGACCUCAUCCUAGUUAGCGUGUCAUCAGAACGGUACCUG
Molecule: messenger RNA, 294 nt
Organism: Oncorhynchus nerka (sockeye salmon)
Lineage: Eukaryota; Metazoa; Chordata; Actinopteri; Salmoniformes; Salmonidae
Product: ryanodine receptor 2-like
Exons: 4
Biological process (GO): striated muscle contraction; release of sequestered calcium ion into cytosol by sarcoplasmic reticulum
Cellular component (GO): sarcoplasmic reticulum membrane; Z disc; sarcolemma
Molecular function (GO): ryanodine-sensitive calcium-release channel activity
Source: RefSeq, a predicted model, not a curated record